AGGCGCUUUUCUUCUAGUAUUCAACCAGAUAUAUAUAAAGUUUUUCAAAUUCUUGACCAUUAAUUAAGACUUCCUUAACCAUUAUAUAUUUCGAAUUCUUGACGGAGUUGUUCAUCAAAAUAUACAUAUACUUUCUUGACUCAUCAGUGUAACAAAAACUUUACGAGCAGCAGAAAGGAGGGUUUCCUUUUCACCCGCGACCCGAAACCGUAACUGAACCCGAAACCGUAAGGACACACCCAUGACCGACCCGGUUAUAAACAAGACUAAAGAAGGCAGAGAAGAGGGACAGGGAGUCUCAAUGGCUCCAGCCAAGAAGCGAAAGGCCAAAGCCAAACCCAACGCUCCCGCCGAGUCGACUCAGUCAAAUUUCCCGGCGUGUAUUCGCUCCGUACCUCCCUCCUCAGUCGCCAUCACCAUCCACGCCAAACCCGGCUCCAAACUCGCCUCCAUCACCGAUUUCAGCGACGAGGCAUUGGGUGUGCAGAUCGACGCGCCCGCCAAGGACGGCGAAGCUAACGCCGCCCUUCUCGACUUCAUGAGUUCCGUGUUGGGUGUAAAAAGAAGGCAGGUUUCUAUUGGAUGUGGUUCUAAAUCAAGAGACAAGGUUGUUAUUGUAGAGGAGAUGACUUUACAAAGUGUUUUUGACAUUCUGGAUAAAGCUUCAAAGUGCAGCGCAUAGAGCGAGAGAUGUAAAUUUGAAUCGGGAGAGAACUUGUGAAGCUUACCUGAUGUUAGCACCUAGCCAUGGCAUAGUUGAUUUAUCCAAGUAUGUGUGGAAAAGUUUCCUACCGAUAGUUUAGCUGCUUUGUAUUGUUUCCCUGUUUACAACAAAAAGUUAUUUAUAAAUGCAAAUUAUGCUUAAAUGUAAUCAACUAAUACUAUGAUUACAUUUUAACUGUCUCAAAUAUUAAUCCCUUCAUAGUUCGUUUUCCCCUUUAUCUCAUAAACCUUUUUAGAU
Fragaria vesca subsp. vesca is the source of this 961-nucleotide messenger RNA. Its product is annotated as UPF0235 protein C15orf40 homolog. The transcript is spliced from 3 exons. Lineage: Eukaryota; Viridiplantae; Streptophyta; Magnoliopsida; Rosales; Rosaceae. The coding region runs from base 242 to 682 and encodes 146 amino acids. The record is from RefSeq and is a predicted model, not a curated record.